UGGGAAGAAAAGCCUGAAAUACUUUUUUUUUUUUUUUUUUUGGUUCUUUUUUUCGGAGCUGGGGACCGAACCCAGGGCCUUGCGCUUCCUAGGUAAGCGCUCUACCACUGAGCUAAAUCCCCAGCCCCUGAAAUACUUUUUAAAGGAAUACAAUUUACUGACAGGAAUGAGGUAUAAUUACUUUUAGAUGGAGUUAUGUUUCCCUAACUUAGGACCAAAGAGGUCCUGUCUGCCAAAACAUUUUUUAAUCUUACACACAUUUUUUUAACUAUAGUAUUUUCUUUUUUAUUGCUGUUUAUUUUUAAGAUUGUAAUUUAAUUCUGUUUUUCUCUUGCCUUUUCUUCCUCUAAAUCUUCCCAUAUCCCCCUCUUUGCUCUGUUUCAAACCCAUGGUCUACUUAUUCAUUAAUAUAUAUUGCAUGCAUAUAUGUCUCUAAAUAUAGCUUGAGUCCAUAUGAUGUUACUGUGUAUGUUUUCGGGCUGACCAUUUUUUAAGCAAAAUUUUAGAACUGUAGGCGCAUCUUUUUUCCCGAUUAUCCAGGAGAGGGAACCAUUGAUUAAGGAUGCUGACACAGUUUAUCCAGAAGAGGGAGCCAUUGGUUAAGGAUGCUGACACAGUUUAUCCAGGAGAGGGAGCCAUUGGUUAAGGAUGCUGACACAGUUUAUCCAGGAGAGGGAGCCAUUGGUUAAGGAUGCUGACACAGUUUAUCCAGGAGAGGGAACCAUUGGUUAAGGAUGCUGACACAGUUUAUCCAGGAGAGGGAGCCAUUGGUUAAGGAUGCUGACACAGUUUAUCCAGGAGAGGGAGCCAUUGGUUAAGGAUGCUGGCACAGUUUAUCCAGGAGAGGGAGCCAUUGGUUAAGGAUGCUGGCACAGUUUAUCCAGGAGAGGGAGCCAUUGGUUAAGGAUGCUGGCACAGGGUCUUGGUGCUCGGCCUCUGCUGCUAUCCAUGUUAACAGAGGGAAGCACCACAGAACCUCAGCUUAUCUAAGAUGCCUGUGGACCCACAAACCAUACCACCCUGGCUUUGGGGGCUUCUUUUAUGAAAUGCAAGAUUGUAUUAAUUCUCAAGUAUUUGUGAUAGAUUAAGGAAGUUGUUAAUCAUCAAAGACUGCUGUGGACCAGGUGUGGUGGCCUUUACUAUCAGAACUCCAUUGCCAGCAUUUCAGAGGCGGAAGCAGGUGCGUAGUGAGUUCUAAGACAAGCACCGCCCCUGGCAAGGAAGUAGUUUUAAAUGUUCUGGUCUUGUCCUGCUCCUGCAGUCUUUCAGACCCAUGAUGUUGGAGAAUAUCUGAAUGCAUCUUCCAAGGUAGCAUCCUCAGGACACAGCCUAAGUCUUUCAGCUUCAGACUUCUGUGGGAUAAUUAUUAAAUUACAGAUUAUUAUCUCUCCUCUACUGGAUGAAUCACUGGAAAUGUGAUACAUUUUAGGUGAGCCUUGUGCACACACAUGCAUCUGAAAGGUGCUCACAUCUGUGGGCCUCUGUCCUGGCAAGCCUGACUUCCUUGUGUGGAAUAAUAAAUGCUGACACCAAUGAAAGACACCCAGGGUAGAGGGCGGCAAUGGCUCCCUCCUACCCUCUGUGCUCUGAGUACGAUAACAACAAGAUACACAUAUGCUUGUAUAUUUUCAUGGUGACAAACUUUUCUUAGUCCAUCAUAGAUCUGUUUUUCUCCCAAAAAAAAUGUUAAAGAUGGCUAAGUAAAUGUAUAUCAAUUUACCAAUUUCCAGAGAAAACUGUGAUACUUAGCUCCAAAACCAUUUUAGACGUAAUUCAAUUAUUUUAAUGAUUUGGGGAAUAUUAGAUUAAGCCUCCCCAGUGCUAAAAACAUGGGCCUGUGCCCGUGCAUCACAUAGUUCCUUGAAUGAACCAGGUGAACAUUUGGAUUGAUAGAAAGUUAAACCACCAAAUAAUUCAAUCUGAAACAUUUUAAAUUCAAGAGGUCAGAGGAGCCAAAUGAAAUUGUCCUCUAUGGCUGAAAGUUCUUAGCAACACAUGUCCUUCCACCAACGCCUUUCCCACGAGUCAGAGGAACCCAGUUCAGCCUUACUAGGGAGUCAUUGAACAGAAUCAUUACAAAUACACAAUCUUUUCAUUAAAACUAAUUAGGUUUGUGAGAGUAACUUCAAACAGCACAGGAAUAACGUAUAAAAACCGUGCCUUCCCAACUGAAACUUCUCCAGGGGCAGUCGACACUGACUUUCUCACACAUCUCCUCAGAAUUACCUCCCCCAAUACAGCUCCCAACUCAUUCACUCCAGAGGUGACUACUGCAAGCAUUCUUCUGUGUUUCUUCAGAAAUAUUUACCUAUUUCUUGUCCCCUGUCUCCCCCGUCCCUCCUGUCACCAUGCUUUUGUACCUUACAGUAUACGAAUUCUGUAAUUACGAAUAUGCCCCAUCCUUUAAAACAAGGCACAGUCUGUUCUUUAUAGUUUACUUAAGUGAAAUGGAACGGUUUGUUAUUCUAGCCUCUCUUUUGUGAUUGGUCUGGCAAUGAGAACUUUUGUCCCUAGCCUGUGUGGAAUUUAUAGCUAUAGAAUAUAAUCCUAGAGUCUCUAUAAAAUGUAUGUCUGUAGGUGCUGGUCCAAGCAUAUCAAUUUUCAAUGGUCACCAGGGCUGUGGCUCAGUGGUAGCACUUGGCGUUCUCAGGACCCAGGUCUGCUUCUCAGCAACAACGAUGAAGUAAAAUGGUGGUGGCUAAAGCGCUCCUCGCUGUGUUACUAAAAAUGAACAGAUGCUGGGCUCAGCUCGGUUCCCCUUCAGAGCUUUUCUUCAGUUACUCUCUGUGAGUUGACAGCUGCUGCAGAGAGAUGUGCAGAUUCUGUAGAAUUCAAGGGUUUCUGUGAGAGCAUAGUGUCUCGGGCUUACCAAGGAACUCUGACUGUGCUCAGCCACAUGGCCUCUAGUCACCACUGAGCCGUGGGACUGGAGCAGGAAUGACUGCGGCUGAGAUUCUGAGGAAAAUGAGAGAGGUGAGUGAGUGAGUCACUGCUGAAGAACUGUGCCCAUCUUACCAGGACUGCCAGGACUUUGUUCCCGGUUCCUUACACCACCUUUCACCUACCAUACUGCACACACUGACUCAGCAAGAAUGCAUUAGCACUCACGGCUUAAUUAUUGUUUUUCUUAUGUAUAUCUAAGUAUUCUCAUGCAUGUGUGCAUGUAAACCACACACAUCUUUGCCUAAUGCUCACAGGCUGGAAGAAGGUGUUGGAUUCCCUGAGACUGGAAUUGCGUCAUGUGGGUUCUGGGAACAGAACCCAGGUCCUCUGAAGAAGCAGUAAAUAAAUGUUCUUAACUGCCCAGCCAUCUCUUCAACAUGGUUGCUUGUACACACUUAGAUGUGGAUUUAGUCUGUAUCACCGUAACAGAGAAAUUACCAUUUUACUUCAAAAGACCUCCUAUUAAUGUGGCGAUCGAGCGAGGCCUGGGCUUUGAGCUGGUCUAUGGUCCUGCUAUCAGAGACGCAACCAUGAGAAGGUACACAAUCUCCAAUGCCCUCAAUCUGAUGCAGAUCUGCAAAGGAAAGAACGUAAUUCUGUCCAGUGCUGCAGAAAGGCCUUUGGAAAUAAGAGGACCAUAUGACGUGGCCAACUUAGGGCUGCUGUUCGGGCUGUCCGAAAAUGAAGGCAAGGCUGCCGUGUCCACAAACUGCCGAGCUGCAUUUCUCCAUGGAGAAACUAGGAAAACUGCUUUUGGAAUUAUUUCUACAGUGAAGAAGCCCCGGUCAUCAGAAGCAGAGGAUGAAUCUCUUCCAGCGUGCAAGAAAGCUAAACAUGAGGGCUGAGGAGACAGCCUGAGUCUCCAUCACGCUGCUCCUCCCCUCACAGCUCAUCAGUCACUGCAAAUACACUCCGCUCGGCUGACGUUUUCACUAAACUAGAAACCAAGUCUAUAAAAACAGCUUCAUAUUCAGACAUUAAAACAGCAAAUAAAACCCAGUGAAGCAUUUUUAAAGACUAACGAUUAAUUUAGAUAUACUUUUAAAAGAAAAACUAUUACCCUUCAUGUGAGUAAUGAAUAGCAGUAGGUGCACUGAAACAAGAUGUCUCGAUAUUGUAAAAUAUUGAAAAAUAAUAAAUUAAUGUUUUUUGUUCUUGGUA
This is a messenger RNA of Rattus norvegicus (Norway rat), 4104 nucleotides long. The record is from RefSeq and is a predicted model, not a curated record. NCBI's taxonomy places the organism in Eukaryota, Metazoa, Chordata, Mammalia, Rodentia, Muridae.